UAUUAUUAUUUCCAAAUGAUAAUACCCUUUAUGUGACGUGUGAAUUUAUUUAUGUAUGUCUUUUUAUCUACAUGUAAAUCUUAUUAUAGGUUUAUUGUUUUUGUUUGUUCAUUGGAUAUGUUUGGACGACAAGUGUUACGUAAUAGCAGGUGCUAAGUCUUGGUCUUAUUUGCUAAAUUUAACUGUCCUGUGUUAUGCAAAAAUUUUAACCAAUCAGAGCAGCCCCAUAGGUCGCUAUUUGUUUGUCUCUGGGUCAAUGUUCUAUUUUUAAAUCGAUUCUGAGAAUUUGUUAGGAUUCGACCAAUCAGCGUGGCUUCUCAUAUCACGUGACUUUGUUGUUUGUUUGUAAAUUAGAGGAGAAGCCACGCUCAAAUAGGCUUAGAAUUAUUUUCGACAAAAAGUUGACAUACCGAUAAUGUAACCGCCUACAAGUAGGACUCAUUUCUAAAGACAGUUUUAGGAAGGAUUUCUUCCCCUUUAUCAAUUAAUCAUGCCACCAAAGAGAGGACAGAAGUCCCUUGGCCCCCCAGCAAACAAAAGACGGAGGUUGGCCAAUCCUACCAGAGAAAGCACGGACAUACAGACUGUAACAGCCGUACAACCCCAACCUUCAGCUAUUGACUAUGAUAAGUUGGCCCUGGCUAUUAUUAAACACUCCACCCCAGUGAAUGAGGUAGAAAACUCAGUGCAGCAGGAAGUCCCAUCGACUGGUCGACCAAUGAACACUGCGAAUCGAGAGUCAACCGCUACGGCCAAUACCACUAAUCAAACUUCAGCCAUCUUAGGCCCUUCAUCUGUCCAACCAGAGGAUCAGACGGCCAAUGUGUCUGCUGCAGGAUUAAACGCCCUUCUUGACAGUGUAUUCACAGGAAGCUUUCCAGGUAGCUCCACACCUCAACCUCACACAGACCAAAGUACCGCACAGACUUUUAGUCAUUUGACACCAAUUAGCAAAAAGCUCUUAGCAUCUGCUUUGUCCACCUCUUCUGCAAUGGCAUAUCGCAGAAGUUGGAAUCUUUUAUUGGGUUGGAAACCUCAACUUUCACUUCCAAUUUCAGUAGUUGAUGUAUGUAACUUUAUUGGCCAAUUAUUUAUUGAUAACUAUUCUCCCAGCACCAUUUUCUCACAUAUAUCAGCCAUCAGUUAUGUACACAAAAUUUUCAAUUUACCUGACCCAACACAAGCCUUUGUGACAAAAAAAAUUUUAAAAGGUUGUCAGGCCAUUGGCCAGAGAAAAGAUACCAGAUUGCCCAUAACUGCCCCGAUCCUUCAAAAAUUACUUUCCGCUUUAGAACACACUGUUUCACAGUACCCCACCAGGCUUCUGCUCCGUGCAGUUUUUCUCUUAGCUUUCCAUGCAUUCCUCAGAUUAGGAGAAAUUACAGUUAAAUCUCUAAAAUCCAAGCAUCAAGUAUUGCAGAGGUCAGAUGUCACAUUCAAUCAAAGUUCAUUAAGUGAAGUACAAAUCAUUAUGAGGGACUACAAAACAAAUAAACAUAAAUCCCCACUUAUUAUUUCAAUCCAAGCAGGUCCAGAUUCUGCUUAUUGCCCAGUAAAAGCACUACACAAUUACCUGCAAUUGUUUCAACACACAUCAGGCCCGUUAUUUCAAACUUUGGAUGGCCUACCAAUCACAUACUCUAUGAUUACCUCCCAUCUUAGAUCCGCCAUUCAAUUUAUUGGUCUUAGCACGGAACAUUUUAAGGGCCAUAGUUUCAGAAUUGGGGCAGCAACACAUGCAGCUUCUCUAGGUUUCUCAGACCAAGUCAUUCAAAAAUUAGGUCGGUGGAAUUCUGAUGCUUUUAAACACUACAUUCGGAUACAGUCAUUUAAACUCUGAUCAUUUUAUUAAACCUCAAUUGCAGUGUAUUCUUAUAAUCUACAGUACAGAAGUUUUCUGCUGUCCCUUGUAGGUUCAUUAUUAUUAUUAUCAAGUCAGUACAGAAGUUUUCUGCUGUCCCUUGUAGGUUCUUUAUUAUUAUCAAUUCAGUACAGAAGUUUUCUGCUGUCCCUGUUAGGUUCAUUAUCAUCAUCAAGUCAGUACAGAAGUUUUCUGCUGUCCCUGUUAGGUUCAUUAUCAUCAUCAAGUCAGUACAGAAGUUUUCUGCUGUCCCUGUUAGGUUCAUUAUCAUCAUCAAGUCAGUACAGAAGUUUUCUGCUGACACAUUUUCCCCCAUCAUUUUGUUACUGAUGUUGCUUUGCUGGCCGCCACGUUUAUGUACUGUACAAUAUGAUAUUGCUUUUAGUCUUGACAAUGUACUUCACAUGCUUUUUAUAAUUUUUCUGUCACCAUGAUACAGUGUCAAUUCAUCAGAACACUGUGUCGUGAUGAUAAAUGUUUAUACUAUGUACGGUAUAUAAUUGGACAUUGUUAGCGAUGUGGCUUUGCUAGCCAUCACGUUUAGCAAAAACUGCAAAAUGUGAGAUUGAUGUGACAUGACAAUGUAUUUUACAUCCUUUGUAUCGUUUUUCUGUCAACAUGAUACUGUGCCAUUUAUUAGAACUGUGUGUCCUGAUGAAAUAUACUUUUGAUGUUGCUAAUCCUUUGAAUAUGUUUAUGUCUUAUGUUACAUGAACUUCCCUGUAGUAGUAUAAAUUAUUGUAAACCAAAGAACAAAGACUACUUGUUGGUACAGAAAUAUUCUGCUUUCAAGUUAUAUGUACUUUCUUGCUACUUUUAAUUACAAGUUAUACCCUAUAUGUCUAAUAUUUUGUUUGGUAUAACCCUACUCCUGGGUCUGUAAAUUUUGUAUAUAUGUUCCUACUUUAUUUCGUUUUAACAAACAACUUUUAUUUCUUAACGUUAUUAUUAGCCAAAACUCCUUUGGGUGGGGGGAUCCAAUUUGCAAUUGGAUUGUGGCGUUUUUUAUAUUUUGUAUAUCCCACCCUUUUUUGAUGAUUGGCCUAUCAGGGCCAUACUUUUCUAUGUUUUUUAUGUAGGGGGUCAGAUGCUAUAUUAUAUGUUGCCAAAUAUUUUGAAAAUGUAUCAGCGGUGUUUUUCUAGUCCCGUCUGACCCCCUCAAUAUUUACUGUUUUUUAGAUAUUCGUCAUUUAUUUGAAUAAAUGGCCUAUUUUCAUCUUCAACUAUGUUAUGUGUUUCUAUUUUCAUCAAAAAAUCUAGUGCAGUCGUCUUGUCUCUUAAUAACAAAGGAACAUAAAAUAGUUAUUAUUAUUUCCAAAUGAUAAUACCCUUUAUGUGACGUGUGAAUUUAUUUAUGUAUGUCUUUUUAUCUACAUGUAAAUCUUAUUAUAGGUUUAUUGUUUUUGUUUGUUCAUUGGAUAUGUUUGGACGACAAGUGUUACGUAAUAGCAGGUGCUAAGUCUUGGUCUUAUUUGCUAAAUUUAACUGUCCUGUGUUAUGCAAAAAUUUUAACCAAUCAGAGCAGCCCCAUAGGUCGCUAUUUGUUUGUCUCUGGGUCAAUGUUCUAUUUUUAAAUCGAUUCUGAGAAUUUGUUAGGAUUCGACCAAUCAGCGUGGCUUCUCAUAUCACGUGACUUUGUUGUUUGUUUGUAAAUUAGAGGAGAAGCCACGCUCAAAUAGGCUUAGAAUUAUUUUCGACAAAAACCCUCCAUCCACCCCUUUCUUCCACCUUAUGUUUUAAUUUAACUUUAAUUAUGUUUGCGUUUUUUAUAUUUUGUAUAUCCCACCCUUUUUUGAUGAUUGGCCUAUCAGGGCCAUACUUUUCUAUGUUUUUUAUGUAGGGGGUCAGAUGCUAUAUUAUAUGUUGCCAAAUAUUUUGAAAAUGUAUCAGCGGUGUUUUUCUAGUCCCGUCUGACCCCCUCAAUAUUUACUGUUUUUUAGAUAUUCGUCAUUUAUUUGAAUAAAUGGCCUAUUUUCAUCUUCAACUA
This is a messenger RNA of Magallana angulata, 3848 nucleotides long. RefSeq names its product integrase/recombinase xerD homolog. Lineage: Eukaryota; Metazoa; Mollusca; Bivalvia; Ostreida; Ostreidae. Gene Ontology annotation, molecular function: DNA binding. Gene Ontology annotation, biological process: DNA integration; DNA recombination. The record is from RefSeq and is a predicted model, not a curated record. The transcript has 2 exons. Bases 491 to 1840 code for a protein of 449 amino acids.